AUGCAUGAGGUCUCCGUUCCUUCUGUUGGGAAGGAGAAGCAGGAACAGCUGUGCUCCCAGAGGGGGUCCUCCCAGGAGAUGGAGAAGCUGGCUACCAACGUCUCAAAGGCAGAAAGAUUCUGCUAUUUCUCGGAGGACUACAAGCAAAUCUACCUCCCGAUCUACAGUAUCAUCUUCGUGCUAGGCCUCCCCCUGAAUGGCACUGUUCUGUGGCUCUCCUGGCACCAAACCAAGCGCUGGAGCUGUGCCACCAUCGAUCUGGUGAAGCUGAUGGUAGCCGACCUGCUUUAUGUGCUGACACUGCCCUUCCUCAUCAUCACCUGCUCCCUGGGUGACAGAUGGCCCUUCGGGGAGCUGCUCUGCAAGCUGGUUCGCUUCCUGUUCUACACCAACCCCUAUAGCAGCCUCCUGCUGCUCACUUGCAUCUCCGUGCACUGCUUCCUGGGCGUGUGCCACCCGCUGCGUUCACUGCCCUACCGGACCCGCCGGCAUGCCCUGCUGGGCACCGCCACCACGUGGGCCCUGGUGAUCCUCCAGCUGCUGCCCAGGCUGGUCUUCUUCCAAACGGACUACAUCAACAGCCAGAUGGUCUGCCACGACAUGACCAGCCCAGAGCAUUUUGAUCAGUUUUCCGCCUACGGCGUGGUCCUGAUGUUGUCCUGCUUUCUUUCCCUCCUUGGUCAUCUUGGCAUGCUACUCGCUGAUGGUCAGGAGCCUGACCAAGCCAGGGGAGACCCUCAUGAGGGUGGGCAGCGCGGCCCGGGCCAAGUCCCUCCAGACCACCCUGCUGGUGUGCGGCCUCUUCACCCUCUGUUUUGUGCCCUUCCACAUCACACGCUCCCUCUACGUCACGCUCCACUUCCUACCUUCACAGAACUGCCAGCUCUUGAUGGUGGCCAGCCUGGCCUACAAGAUAUGGAGGCCUCUGGUGAGCCUGAGCAGCUGCCUCAACCCAGUCCUGUACUUUCUGUCAUGAGAACAAGAGUCAGGCUCUUCCAGGAACUGAGGCGUAACAAGGUGGGUGUGCACCCAGCUGGAGCCAGGGAGAGAGACCCAGGGGUGGGCACAUCUGGGUACUGUCAAGAUGAAGUUCAGGGGAAAAGCUCCAAGAUGUUGACAAUGACCUGUUUGAACACAGUCAUGUGCUAG
Messenger RNA from Mesoplodon densirostris (Blainville's beaked whale), 1149 nucleotides. Its product is annotated as P2Y purinoceptor 3-like. Lineage: Eukaryota; Metazoa; Chordata; Mammalia; Artiodactyla; Ziphiidae. Gene Ontology annotation, molecular function: G protein-coupled receptor activity. Gene Ontology annotation, biological process: G protein-coupled receptor signaling pathway. Gene Ontology annotation, cellular component: plasma membrane. The record is from RefSeq and is a predicted model, not a curated record.